Messenger RNA from Mercenaria mercenaria, 14900 nucleotides. RefSeq lists its product as uncharacterized. NCBI's taxonomy places the organism in Eukaryota, Metazoa, Mollusca, Bivalvia, Venerida, Veneridae. The transcript is spliced from 3 exons. Bases 356 to 1297 code for a protein of 313 amino acids. The record is from RefSeq and is a predicted model, not a curated record.
AGACCUUCACCUUCAUUAUGCUUCUGCGAAUGAAAAUCAUGAAAAUAGACAGUUUUUCCUAGAUAUUUCUUUACAUACCUUUUGACAAGGAAAAGUUCAUCGCGAUAAGUUAAGAACUAUACGGAAAAAGGUUUUGUCAUUCAGUUUUGUGAUGAACUGAAACUGAGCAGAUGUUGUUUUAUAUCUGCGACUGAUGUCUGUCAACAGCUUUAUUCCGUGUUCUGGAGGUUAAAGGAUAUUUCUAGCUUAAUUGGGAAGGUUAUAUCCUCAGGAACAAUUAGACAGUAAAACUCGAGUUGGAUAAAUGUAAUCUAUCUAAAAAAAUUUGCUAAAGAAACUUUCUGUUAUACUAAAAAUGCAGUUAACAGCCAUUUGUGAACAACAUUCAGAUGAUAUAUAUUGGGAAUUUAAUGGACGGAUUUGGAAGCAGCAAAUGUCAUCGAGCGGAAAGCACAAGAGUGCAAUGAUGUCAGCUGAAGUUAUGCCAGGGUCUUCAGCAGAUGUUGAGAAAGCUAUUGCUGAUGAAGAUGCAAAUGUGGCCAUUCCAGCCAAGAAGGCAAAAGUCGAAAAAGAUCAGCCAAAUUCUGACACACCAGAAGAUGUUAAUGCAUAUAUGAAAAGGACUUACGAUGUUAGAAGAAGUUACAUUACGGUUGAAUUGCCGACAAUAAAUGAAGUGAAAGAAAGUUAUCCCGAACUUUUUGUUGACAGGCAAAUCAUGCUUGAGUUUGAGAGGAUAACUGAUAUAGAUUUAGACCAUGCGUUACAGGAAUAUUGUGUUUCUCAUUGGCGUGACAUUACUGAUAUGUGUCACAAAAUUCCGAGUGCAAAAGAUCUCUUGAAGCAAGCGGAAGGCGUUAAGAAGGAAAGCCCGUCCCUAGAGCAGUACUGGGAUAUGGUUGCAUCAUUAUGUCUCGUCCCUUACAUGAUGAAGGAAAACUUGUGUGAUAUGGUGAUUGAAAUUGGAGAAGAUGAGCAGGUUGAUCCAAAAGGAAAAAUAGUUCCUGUUCUUAUUUCUAAGGGUAACGUUUUUAAAAGUGAUGAGUUUAUUCUUGUUGUAGAAGAAGAAGUUGUUCAGGAAUUUGAGGAAUUUACGAUUGCAUUUGCAAGUCUUUUUGCAACAUACUGGAUAUUUAAUAUGGAAUAUCCAGACACUUUGGUGUAUACAUACAACUUUAUCCAGAAGGUAAUGGUUGGGCUGAAGGAUGGUACCGCAUUGCCUACACCUUGUAAAGAAAUUCAGCAAAAGUUGAUAAAAAUGGCUAAAGUACGCACCAAUAAAGACAAGCAAAAGUGAUUCCAGAUUUAUACUGAAAACUUGUUAUAUAUACUUUAAGCUUAUAAACUUUCAGAAAAGGAAAAAUAUGAAGGCAGCAAAUAUUUCAUUAUGUUUGAGGUGAGAUAGAUGUUGCUGUAAGCAAUUCAAAUGCGUGUAGGACUGGAUACCACGAAGGUGAUGAUCUAUUAAUAUACUGGUGAUUAUGUCGUAAACUAUGUAUAUAGGAACUGGUAAACAGUUUAUGUAAGAAGGAACUAAGAAGCCAAACAUACUUUUGCAUAUUAAGGACCAAGACCAGUGCUUUUUGCAGUAUCUACUAAGAGCUUGACAUGUUUGAAUGUGGUAUGGGCAAGACACUGUUCAUUGAUUUUUAAUACACAGUUUUUGAUCUGCAUUUGUAUAACUUUGUUAAGGUAUUUUUACAACUGAUGUCCCUAGUUUUGUUUUCUCAUGAGGCAGUUUUCAAAGAAUUUCUGAUUUUGUCAUAGUUUGCUGAAUGUCUUGUGGAUGACAUACAGUUUUAUUUAUACAUGUGCCAUCCAGCUGGUUUACGGAUGGUUGGUGGUUCUACCCAGGUGCUCGCCCGUGAUAAAAUAAUGCACGGAUGGGCACCUGGGGUCUUCCUCAACCAUCAAAGCUGGAAAGUUACCAUAUGACCUAUGAUUGUGUGGCAUUAAACCCAACAAAAACAAAAACAAAACUUUAUACAUGUUUAGUUCAAGAAGCUUUUGAUAAUGUUAUUUGAUGCUUUAAGAAACUAUUUGUUGUGUAUACUCAUUCAAUGUCACACUGUAACAUAAAGUAACUGUACACCUUAUAACAUAACAAAAUGGCAUAUUUUGUCAAAAUGAUGCAUCACAAGGACCCUGAAUCUGUCUAUAUAGAUAUAGGCAUGCUGUACUGAAACUGUCUAUAUAGAUAUAGGCAUGCUGUACUGAAUCUGUCUAUAUAGGCAUGCUGUACUGAAUCUGUCUGUAUAGAUAAAGGCAUGCUGUACUGAAUCUGUCUGUAUAGAUAUAGGCAUGCUGUACUGAAUCUGUCUGUAUAGAUAUAGGCAUGCUGUACUGAAUCUGUCUGUAUAGAUAUAGGCAUGCUGUACUGAAUCUGUCUGUAUAGAUAUAGGCAUGCUGUACUGAAUCUGUCUGUAUAGAUAUAGGCAUGCUGUACUGAAUCUGUCUGUAUAGAUAUAGGCAUGCUGUACUGAAUCUGUCUAUAUAGAUAUAGGCAUGCUGUACUGAAUCUGUCUAUAUAGGCAUGCUGUACUGAAUCUGUCUGUAUAGAUAUAGGCAUGCUGUACUGAAUCUGUCUGUAUAGAUAUAGGCAUGCUGUACUGAAUCUGUCUGUAUAGAUAUAGGCAUGCUGUACUGAGAUACAGGCAUGCUGUACUGAAUCUGUCUAUAUAGAUAAGGCAGCUGUACUGAAUCUGUCCAUAUAGAUACAGGCAUGCUGUACUGAAUCCGUCUAUAUAGAUACAGGCAGCUGUACUGAAUCUGUCCAUAUAGAUACAGGCAGCUAUACUGAAUCUGUCUAUAUAGAUGCAGGCAGCUGUACUGAAUCUGUCCAUAUAGAUACAGGCAUGCUGUACUGAAUCUGUCCAUACAGAUACAGGCAUGCAGUACUGAAUCUGUCUGUAUAGAUAUAGGCAUGCUGUACUGAAUCUGUCUAUAUAGAUAUAGGCAUGCUGUACUGAAUCUGUCUAUAUAGAUAUAGGCAUGCUGUACUGAAUACCAGAAUGAAUUUUGUUAAUAGUUUGUACAAGGCAGUUCACAUAGUUUUUAGUUGAGCUACUUUUUUUGAUUAUUUGUAAAAACCCUUACAUCACACAAGUCCUGACCACUGUAUCACUGGUCCAGAGUCAUAACAGGACUGUGAUGUAUAAAUUAUGUUUUGUUUCAUCUUUCCAAUUUGUUAUACUCGUGAAUAAGACUGAAUUUUAUGUAAUGCUUACUUGAAUAUCAUAGGAAAGUUGAAUUGCUGAUAUACAGGUGUAGAAUAAAAACCCUCCUAGGCAAAACCCCUCCUAAUGAAUUUUGUAUAAGUGGACAAAACCUUAUAAACUUCCUUAUUUUUUAGCUCGACUAUAGUCUAGCUAUUCUACUCACCCUGGCGUCGGCAUGGGUGUCACACCUUGGUUAAAGUUUUGCAUGCAAGUACAUAUGGCUAUCAUUUAAAGACAUAUAGCUUUGAAACUUAUUUUUUCAUUUUCUAGGUCAAUAAUCAACCUCACUGGGUCAAGUCCCAUAACUCUGACAUGCAUUUUGAGCAAAUUAUGCCCCCUUUUGGACUUAGAAAAUCCUGGUUCAAGUUUUACAUGCAACUUACUAUCUCCAAAACUAAUGCAGGUAUUGAAUUGAUACUUCACAUGUGUCUUCGGGGUUAUAAAACUAGUUGAUAGCAUCAAGUCCCAUAACUCUGACCUGCAUUUUGGCCAAAUUAUGCCCCCUUUUGGACUUAGAAAAUCCAGGUUAAAGUUUUGUGUGCAAGUACAUACAGCUAUUACUUAAAAGGCGUAUAGAUUUGAAACUUAUUUUUUCUUUUUCUAGAUCAAUUACCAACCUCACUGGGUCAAGUACCAUAACUCUGACAUGUAUUUUCUGCAAAUUAUGCCCCCUUUUGGACUUAGAAAAUUCUGGUUAAAGUUUUACAUUUAAGUUACUAUCUCCAAAACUAAUGCAGAUAUUGAAUUGAAACUUUACAUGUGUCUUCGGGGUUAUAAAACUAGUUGAUAGCAUCAAGUCCCAUAACUCUGACCUGCAUUUUGGCCAAAUUAUACCCCCUUUUGGACUUAUGAAACUUAUUUUUUCUUUUUCUAGAUCAAUUACCAACCUCACCCAGGGUCAAGUCCGAUAACUCUGACAUGUAUUUUGGGCAAAUUAUGCCCCCUUUUGGACUUAGAAAAUGCUGGUUAAAGUUUUACAUGCAAGUUACUAUCUCCAAAACUAAUGCAGAUAUUGAAUUGAAACUUUACAUGUGUCUUUGGGGUUAUAAAACUAGUUGAUAGCAUCAAGUCCCAUAACUCUGACCUACAUUUUGGCCAAAUUAUGCCCCCUUUUGGACUUAGAACCUGCUUCUGGGACAGUAAUUCAAAUAGUUGAGCAUUGGCUGUCUUAUGGACAGCUCUUGUUAUUUUAAGAUAUUUCCAUGGACUGUAAAGGAACAGUUUAUAGGUUUAUAAACAGUUGUCACUGUAAUAUAAAAAUAAUUUCAUAGUUAUUUACUAGAUUUAAUAUGUCAGAUGUUUCUUUUAAAUGCAUGUGAGGGUUUUUAUCAGCUUCAUGAAAUGUCAGUGGAGGCUUUAGGGGUUGUCCAUGUGAAGGACUAGAAUUGCAGUGGGAGGGGUUUUUUUUCUGGGAGCAGUUUUGUACGGCUCCAGAUAUAUCUAGUACAUAUGCAUUUCCUUCUCUGAGACUUGGGCUGGACAAUGCAUACAUGUAUCACUGACUUCAAAUAUCGGAGCAUUUUCAAGCUUAUAAUGUCCAGAUGGUGCAUUUUAGCAGAUAUUGACUGCAACAACAAUUCACAUCAUCAUGAUCCCAUUUUUAGAAUUGAACACGAAUAAUAAAAUUUGAUAAAUGAUCAGGAAAAUCUGCAAAUAUAAAUGAAUUUCUGCAAUUUUCAUUAGGUACACCCACUGCAGUCUUUAGACAAGGGGAGCUCUGGUCUAGAGGUUAAAGUGUCUGCAGCUCAUUUCGAACGUCUUUGGUUCAUGCCCUAUUUGGGGUCAUGACAGCACCUCAUGUACUUAUUUUCCUAGAAAGCUUCUUUGGCAGUUGUUCUAAUAAACAUAAAAAAGAUCAAGCUAAGAUAAUGUAGUAUAAACUUUCCACUCCUGCUUUAUCCAUACCCAGAUAGAAAAUAAAAACAAAAUUGAGAUUCAUUUAACAAAAAAAAAAAAGGAAGUGUGCAUAGCGUUUUUUUUUUAAGGUCUAAAAUAGAGGACAAGAAAUUGUUUGUUAUAUGAUCUUGUUAAGGAUGUGUUUAUUUUGCAUUUAUUUUGUAUAUAAGUGUAGUAAUUGACAACUUAAUUUUAUCAAACAUGCAAAAACAUUCCGCAGUUUGAUUCUUCGGUAACAUUGACUUGUCUAUACAGGGCAUACAAAAUUUUUUAAGAGAUAUAUCUCCACGUUGAUAUAUAUGUUUUCUAAUUUCAGAAAUUUUUCCAAUGGUUAUUAUAAAUUAAAAAGAAAAAAUGAUAUGAUUGAGACAUUUCACAGUAUUUAUAUAUGAAAAACACUUGUUUAUUCUUUGAUAGACAGAAACUGAAAGGUGUUUUAAAGCAUUUGUCUUGCAAUAGAAGAUUGAGGGAAAAUAGAAGGAAUUAAGUGUUACUUUUAUAUCAGACUGGUAAAUAGUCCAUACUAUUACCCUGUAUUGAUUUAUGAGCUUUGAUACACAUCAUGUUGCUGUUCUUCUGGAGACAUGUCUGUCCCUCUUCUCAGUUAAAUACUUACUUAGAAAAUCAUUCAUUGCAAUUAAAAUGAAAUUGACUAAAGACAAAGUAUGCAUGUUAAAGUCAUUGAAAGAAAGAUGGGAUUUUUUUGGUUAGCAUAUUUUAGCCUUGUAUAUUCAGGUAAAUGAGAUUGGAAAAUCACUUUUUGCUUUUUGUUGUUCAUGAUAAUCACAGAAUGUAAAAUAGUAGUCAUGUUUUUUUUCAUCUUUGUGCAGAACGGUAAAGUAAGUAUAUAAAGACUGUUUGCGGGAAAGUCUUUAUUAGCAAGUGGUCUUGAGAUCAGCUGAAUAUAUUCAGAAAUGUAAGUGUUAGUCUUUUGGUAGUCUCACUGUUCACAGUUUUUAACACAGGAUUUGAUUGAAUGUGGAAGCAGGGUGAAUGUGAAACCUUGGUAAUAAGUUUUCUUUUCUAACGUGCGGAAUCAUGUAAAUUAGAGCAUCAGUGAUGACAAUGAGGAUAGUUUGCACCGCGCCAGAUCAUUGUGUUAUAUGUUAGAAUGUUAUUAAAUUGAUAAUGAUAUCAUGUAUGAAAUUGGAAACCGUUUCUGACAAAGUUAGAUAGUCAUUUGUAUUUAAUUUUUAUUAUUAUUUUCUAGAUUAUUUCUCUGCAAAAAGUUGUUACAAAUGACUGAGGAAUAAAUUUAAUGAUCUUUCAUGAAUGUUUGUUUAUAAAUACAUCAUAGCAUUUUUCAUUAGACAUUUUUAUAAGAUCAAUUACGUUUAGUUUAAAAAUACUGUAUGCUUCCUUAUAUUGCCUUGCAGGCACUUUCUAUUUGAGUGUCAACCAUAAAAAAAGGAGAUAUUUGCUCGGAUAUGAAUUCAAGCCCAUCACAACUAGAUUCAUACAUUUGGGCUCGGUCAGGCAGAACAUAAAAUACGGAAGUAAACAGAAUUUACCCGUUGUUACUGGAUUCUUGAAGUGUGAAUGUAACUUGUUUUUAACUAUUUUUUUGCUUGUCUGAUUAUUUGAAAAAAAUCUGCAAGGCUUUGUUAUCAUUUGAUAGUCAGUGUUGAUGUUGGUUAAGAUUUUUGUUUAGGUCUCCUUUCUCUCAGAAACGGCAACGAGUUAUAGCUGUGCAUUUUUGCAUAUUUCUUUAUCAUCAUUAGUUAAGUAAGCAGGCCAUACUUGCAUUUUAUUAGAAGUAUUACCAAUUUUUUAUAUGUAGAAAAUAGAGUUUCUUCGUGGAAUGUUUUGUUUAGGUCCACUUGAAACACUGUAGAAGUAGUAGGUUUGAAACUUUGCAGACUUGUUAAUAGUUAUCAAAGGAGCUUUGGCCCAGAACCAUAAUUCUUGCUGCAUUUUAUUAGAAUUAUGGCCCAUUUUGUACUUGAAAAGUUGAAUUUUCUAGGUUAAUCUUUUGUCUUGAUAAACUACAUGAAUACCUUUGAUAUAUUGUGCACUUGUUUAUUGUCAUUAGUCGAAUAUGUAGGCCAAGAACCAUAACUCUGACUUGGCUUUUCUUGAAUACUAUAACUUUGAAACUUUAUACCCUUUUACCAUCAGUAAGUGAAUAAGAAAGCCAAGAACCUUAACUCUUUUCUUGUAUAUUGUCUCAUGUCUAGCACUUGCAGACAAGCAUUAACAUGUGCAGUCCGUGCUCUUGUUUGUAAUUGAAACUGUAUAGAGAUCUCAGUAAGCUCAAUAUAUGUAAUCUGCCAUUAGGCCAUUAUUGAUAGAAUAUGUUACACCCUUAUGGAGCAACUAGGGAAUAGUGCUACCCUGUGACUUGUACUGUUACAUUUUGUCACCUCGUCACAAAAAAUUGAGAUCUGUAUUCAUAUAGAAAAUCUCUUAUCUACUUUUUUGAGGAGAUGAUAAAAACACUAAAAUAAAAAUAAUGUAUAGCAGAAAUGUGUUUUAAUGAUGCUCCCCUGAAGAUAGGGUAUAUUAUUUUGCUUAUUGUCAGUCAGUCUGUAGGUAGACCAUUUGGUUUUCAAUCAAUAACUAGAGAACGCUUGGUGUCAAAAUAAGUCAACCUUAUUUGGGUUAUUGCCUGCAAACAGUAGAUGACACCUAUUGUUUUGGGGUCAGUAGGUCAAAAGUCAAGGUCACAGCAACUUUGAGCCUGAAAAUUGUUUCCGCUCAAUAACUAAAGAAUGCUUUGUCCUACAGUUGUAAAACUUUAUAGGAUGCUUGCCUGUAGUCAGUAGAUGAACCCUAUUGCUUUAAUGUUUAAUAGGUCAAUGUCGCAGUGACACACAGACUGAAAAUGGUUUCUGUUGAAUAAACAGAGGUCGCUUUGGCAUACUGUUCUCCAAUUCCAUAGGAUGAUUGUUAUGGUCAGCAGACAACCGUGGUUGUUUGGAUAUAGUAAGUCAAAGAUCUCGGUCACAGUGACUUCAACACUGAAAUUGUUUCCACUCAAUAACUUAAGGUCCAAAGGUCAAAGGUCACAGUAACAAAUUUACCUUGAAGGUCAAAUCUUUCUGUCAUAUUUCGUGUUCGGAGCACAACUGAAAACUAUUCAAUGUAUUGACUUGAAACUUGGAAUAUAGGUAAAUAUUGAUGAGACAGUGAGCAAAGUACAACAAUCCACAUUACUGUAUCAAUCAACCCAUAAACUUCUUAUUAACCCCCCAUCUAAUCCCGCUAAAAAGCAACAAAAACAAAAAGUUCUGCUGUUGGUUGUGCCUUAGUAUCCCAUCACUGUGGCUACCCAAUCCCCUCUCACUGUCGCAUAUUACUCCCACUACAUACACCUCCCAAAAAAACAGUCUUUAGAUUUAAUUUCCCCCUCCAAUCUAAAACUUUGGGCUUGUGAUGCCCUGCUCUGUGGAGCUCUCGUUGUGUAUUAUGUUUAUAUACACAUUCUUUUAUUUAAUAAUUUUCUAUCAUUUGUAUUAAGCAGCUUAGGAAAGCUUGUUGUGCAUUUCAUAUAUGUAAAAUAUAAGCUUAGUUAUUAAAGAAACAAUUUCAGAGUAUCAUCUUCCUUGAAAUGAUGUUCAUUUGUUGAUGGUAAUUUUUUGGAAAAGAAGCAUGUAGAAAGAGUUUGAAAGAUGUACAAUCAUUGUUUUAUAAUUUCAUUUUUUUACAUCAAAGUUUGGUGCAGCAUGGUAAAGGUCUCUAGUCACUUCAUCAAUUUUUCUUUUCAUUUUCAAAUUUAUUAUGUUUGGAUCAUGUUCAUCUAUUUUUAUGUUGAUCAAACUUUCUUAUGUUUUAAAAGAAACAGUUAAUCAUGCUUUCAUCAUUAUUAUACCCCAGAUGCAAAAUAUAUAUUAGGGCUUUAUUGGACAUACACAUUUCCAUCUGUCCCUCAUGUCCCUGUGUAUUUUCUUAGCCACAAGGGAGUUUACAUUAAACAUGCAUGAUUUAAGAACCUUAUUAAGACAAUGUGCACAAUUCACUAUAUUCAAAGUCAAAUUGAGGUCAAAGGUCGAAUAGCAUUGACGAUUGAUUUUCAUAAAACCGGCCUUGUUUGUUUACCACAUCAAGAAGGCGUGAAGAGCAUAUACCAAGGUCCCACUCGGAGGUCAAAGAUCCUAUAGCCUAACUUUAUGUCCGCUCUGUAGCUUAACUGCUUGGAAGAUUUUCAUAACACUAGCAACAACAAGUUAAAGCAUAGCAAAAGUUCCUUCUAGGGCACAUCUAUCAUUUUGUAAAAUUUUGGUUGCAAUGUCUGUUUUAAAUACUGGUCAUCAGUGUGUGGAACCCCAGGAUUGGAUGCAAGGACAAGACCACUCUAUGUUAUUGACAUAUAUAUUUGCUGUAUAUUUUUCUGUUAACAUCCUAAUGUAGUGAUUUGAUGCGCUAACAGUCUAUGUCCUCGCACACAACAAACUUAGUGGUCAUUGAUCAAGUAAUUCAUGGCUAUAGUUUAGUAGUAUCUGUCCUAAAUCUCGUGAGUGUGACAUCCGGGCAUUCGAAGCGUGAAUUUGUUGCGCACAAUGGGAGGGUAGCAAUGGGGUUUGUUUUCACAUAUUGACCAUGUAUUUGAAAGUAACGACGUAUGUUAACCUUUUUGACAAAUAAGAUGUUUGGCAUGUUUCAACAACGCCUCUUUUCAUUUCUCGGGUUAAGUAAUAUGUAAUCCACGGAGCGCGAUCAGCCAAAGAGUCGCCUCAGUUAGGAAAGAAUAAUUUUAACGUCAGGUUAUUAGUCCCCUACUGGUUGAAAAACAGUUUUGGGGACUAUAGGAAUGCGCUGUUCUGUCAUUCCGUCUGUCCAUCUGUCCGCAAUUUCGUGUUUGGUCCAUAACUCUGUCAUCCAUGAAGGGAUUUUAAUGUUACUUGGCAUAAAUGUCCCCCAUGAUGAGAUGACGUGUCAUGCGCAAAACCCGGACCCCUAGCUCAAAGGUCAAGGUCACAAUUGGAGGUCAAAGGUCAACGGCUUUUUUUCCUGUCUGGUCCAUAACUCUCCCAUCCAUGAAGGGAUUUUAAUAUUACUUGGCGCAAAUGUACCUCAUAAUAAGACGAUAUGUCAUGCACAACUUUCAGACCCCUAGCUCAAAGGUCAAGUCACACUUAGCAGUCAAAUAUUAACAUGGCAUGAACAGGGUCUGUUUCGUGUCCAGUCCAUAACUCUUGACAUUCAUAAAGGGAUUUUAAUAUCACUUGGCACAAGUGUUCCCCAUGAUGAGACAACGUGUCAUGCGCAAAUCCCGGACCCCUAGCUCAAAGGUCAAGGUCACAAUUGGGGGUCAAAGGUCAACAGAGCUUUUUUCCUGUCUGGUCCAUAACUCUACCAUCCAUGUAGGGAUUUUAAUAUUGCUUGGCACAAAUGUUCCCCAUAAUGAGACAACGUGUCAUGUGCAAAACCUGGACCCCUAGCUCAAAGGUCAAGGUCACAAUUGGAGGUCAAAGGUCAAUAAGGUUUUUUUCCUGUCCGGUCCAGAACUCUGUCAUCCAUCAAGGGAUUACAAUAUUACUUGGCAUAAGUGUUCCCCAUGAUGAGACGCUGUGUCAUGCGCAACACCUAGAACCCUAGCUUAAAGGUCAAGGUCACACUUUGAGAUCAAAGGUCAAUAGGAUUUUUUUCUUGUCCGGUCUGUAACUUUGUCAUGCAAAAAAGGAUUUAAAUAUCAGUUGGCACAAAUAUUCCCCUGGAUGAGACAUGUCAUGCGAAAAACCCGGGCCCUAGGUCUUAUGUCAAGGUCACACUUAGAGACCAAAGGUCAGAUACAAGAAUGACUGUCCGGAGCAUUUCUUCUUUAUGCAUGGAGGGAUUUUGAUGAAACUUGGCACAAAUGUUCACCAACAUGAGACGGAUUGUCAUGCGCAAGAACCAGGUCCCUAGGUCUAAGGUCAAGGUCAUGUUUAGAGGUCAAAGGUCAAAUUCAAGAAUGACUUUGUCCGGAGCAUUUCUUCUUCAUACAUGGAAGGAUUUUGAUGUAACAUGGCACAAAUGUUCACCACCAUGAGGCACCUUUGUUUUUAGAAUUACAUCCCUUUGUUUUACUAUAAAUAGAUUAUAUUGUAACUUCUUUUUAACUGGCCGUAGAGAAAAAUCGAGACCACUUUUCUGUGGUACAACAUGCAUGUUACAUCCAAUUUUUAGGUGUAUUUUGACCUAUCUCUACCAGGUAAAGAGUUUCUUGUGGACAUAUUAUAUAGAAGUUUUUUUGGUUUUUUUGUUUUUUAGGAUAAAUUCCCUUUGUUAUUACUGUAAAUAACUUAUAUGAUAACUUUUUUAUAAUCGGCCAAAAAAAUUCAAUAUGAAAACAACUGUGGGUUUUUAUAUAUGCAAAUUUUAAUCCAAGUGUUCUGUUAUAACAUAUUGUAUAUAUAGUACAGUAUUGUUUAUACAUCAUUGACAGAUAUCAGUUCAUUAUGUUAUACUGCAGUGGAGAAAAUUAGGUGCCUUCCAGUAGGGGACUUUGUUUGCAUGGCACUACUUCAUUCACUUGUUUCUAAGGUCACGGAGUUUAAUUGGCCAGCUUGUAAUGAGAACAGUUUGCAAGGUCAUUUGCUCAGUCAAGUGUGACUUACCAACUCUAAGUAGACAUGCAGCCCAGGUCAUUAGGUCCUAGGUCAAGGUUAUACUUGAGGGUCAAAGGUCAUGAUCACAGCAUUCUACUUUCCCUGGUAUGGUCAAUUUUAGCCAUAGAGAUUGUUACUUUACAUGUAGAUGUAUGGAAUUAUAAUGUAUGAUUAUUCAUAUUAAACUGAAAGCUAUAAUGUUGAUGUUUAGUGUAGGGGAUGCCAGCUGGAUUUUGGUCCAAUUUAAACUUUUUUCAUACAAAUUUUCACAUGUUAACCAUAUCUAAUGUCUAGCGAUCUAUAGUAAACUUGUAUGUAUAUACUUGAAUUUGCCAAAAAUAUGGAAGAUAUUUAUGACAACUAUGAACUGUUAAUGUUUUGUUGGUUAAAAAAUAUAUCCCACUACUUGGUCAUUAGGUAAUAGAAAGCGCGAGAUUUCGUAUACUUACAAGGCAGAUAAAAGGGGAUGCAUCUAGCACCCGCGCCUCCCCCUCCAGAAUCCAAUGGUUGCACAUGUUUGACAGCCUUAAAUUGAGAAUCAGUCAGAUUUACUGUAAAUUUUCAGCUCACUUGUCUCACAAAACCUUGUGUUAAUGGUAUUAAUAAUUUCUGAACAUCUGUAGAGACAAGAGUAUUUCUAUUUACAGGUAUCUUACACAAGUUUCACUGUAAUGGUGCAGUUACCUGUUGUUAAGGAUGCAUGCACAUUGUGUAAAAAACAAAUGUUUCUUUUCUUUCCGAAGAGUAUUGUUGCAACUGCAUUUAGCUAAUCAUUAUUGUGCAUUAUGAAGGAAAAUUAGCUAAUCAUUAUUGUGCAUUAUGAAGGAAGUUUAGCUAAUCAUUAUUGUGCAUUAUGAAGGAAGUUUUAUAUAUAACCAAAUGACAAGCAUUGUUUUAUGUAAUGUAGAAAAGACUUCAUGUUGAAGAAUUUAAAUAUGUCUCGUGCAUAAAUCUUACAGUCUGCCAUAGCCAUAUUUGUGCUUACAACCUGCCAUAAUUUCAACAAUAUUGCCACAGUCGUACUUGUUUUUCAUGCAACAAAAUAACAACAUUUCGUGUCAGUUUAGUUAGAAAUUUAGAGAAAAACAGAAGGAUAUAAGCUGCUUGAGGGAGAAUUGUGUUUGAAAUAUUUAGUCCCCUUCAGAAGGAACAUCUGGUGGUUAGAGGGCGGGUUGAAAUUUGAAAUGUUUUACAGUUUUAACAGUUUCAAGCAGUUACUGUCUUACAACAUUUUAGACAAUACAAAAGUACAGAUAUAUACUAAAUUUAAAAAUUUAAGUUUAACAGAUUCAACAAGAUGUUCCCAUAGUAACCAUAGAUGUCUCAUAGAUGUGAGAUGACUGUACAAAACUCUCAUUAUACCAUGUAACUGUAUUAUUUGGCUUGAAAAAGAUUUGUUGUUUUGUUGUAAGCUAUAUCUUCUUGAAAUGAGUAUUUUCCUUAAGUCUGUAUGUCAUAAAUAGAUUUCUUUAUAAAUUCUGUUGAUUGUAAUAUUUUUAAAUGAAUACAAGUGUUUACUGCCUUUUAGAUUUUGAAAAAUAAAUCACUGCUGUUGUUAACAUAUUUUAUGCUAAAAUAUGGCAUAUGUGUAUUAGAUGUUUGAGGAAGGAUGCAAUAGUACAAAAGUAGCCUGACAAUUUGUCAGUCAUAUUUAAAAUUGCUUGUACCAGUUAUGACCAAAAUCUAUCCAGACAGUAAUCUUUCAGGUUUUGGGAAAUGGUAUACAUAAUGUCCAUGUCAGUUAUCACAGUAUUAUCUGAAAUAUAUUAACCCUUUUCAUGCUGGACAUGAUUGAUUCUGCCUUUGCGACCAGUGCAGAUCAUGAUCAACCUGCACAUCCGUGCAGUCGUAUCAUGAUCUGCACUGUUCACCAUUCAGUCGGUAUCUUUUUGGUAUGCACCCCUUUUAACAGUUAAUAGUACUGUCCAAAUUGAAAGAUGGACAAGUUCAUUAUAGAAAUUUAGCAGGGUAAGGGUUAAUUCUGCAUUCACAUGAAUAGUGGCAGUUAUGAUACUUGAACACCAGAUUUAUCUUAGUUUGUGCAAGUGUUUGGAGAUGUUAACUUUCAUAAAUGAUCACAUGAUGAAUGUUUUAACAGGUUUUUUUAUUCGAUGAUUAACCAGAACAGCAUUUCUUUAGUCUCUCUGAGAUUUUUAGUAAAUAUUAUUUAAACGUUAAAUUGCAAAAUGCUUUUAACACUUGCAUCCGAUUGACAGCAAUAAAAGCAACCAACAUUAGGAAAGAUAUAGAAAAUGUUACAGAAAUGAACAUUUUUAGCGCAUCUGAUUUUUUGGGGGAAAAAAAAAAAAUGAUGAGUUAUUGCCAUCACUUGAUCGGCGUCGGCGUUGGUGUUGCCUGGUUAAGUUUUAUGUUUAGGUCAGCUUUUCUCCUAAACUAUCAAAGGUAUUGCUUUGAAACUUGCAACACUUGUUCACCAUCAGUAGCUGACCCUGUACAGCAAGAAACAUAACUCCAUCCUGCUUUUUGCAAGAAUUAUGGCUCCUUUCGGACUUAGAAAAUAUCAGAUUUCUUGGUUAAGUUUUGUGUUUAGGUCAGCUUUUCUCUUAAACUAUCAAAGCUAUUGCUUUAAAACAUGCAACAUUUGUUCACCAUCAUAAGCUGACCCUGUACAGCAAGAAACGUAACUCUGUCCUGCUUUUUGCAAGAAUUAUGGCCCCUUUUGGACUUAGAAAAUAUCCGAUUUAUUGGUUAAGUUUUAUGUUUAGGUCAACUUUUCUCCUAAACUAUCAAAGCUAUUGCUUUGAAACUUGCAACAGUUGUUUACCAUCAUAAGCUGACUCUGUACAGCAAGAAACAUAACUCCAUCCUGCUUUUUGCAAGAAGUAUGGCCCUUUCUGGACUUAGAAAAUCAUGGGUAGGACAAUAUUUCUAUUAUACAGAGACAAAAAAAUCAGAUGAGCGUCUGCACCCACAAGGCGGUGCUCUUGUUAACAUGUAGGGGUGAUUUUUGCUCAAACGGCAGCAUUUGGGAAAGUACUUUAUGCACAAGUAAUGUAUUUGCCAUACAGAGCUUGUAUAUCUUUAUUUUGUCAUUCCAAUGUAACAGCAUAUUGAUAGGGCAUUUUAAGUUGAAGCAGCAUUAAACAAUCUCUGAAGGGUAGCAAACACUUGCAUUACUCGUAUUUUGUAUGAUGAACAAUUUUCACAGUACUUGUUGCCUCUAUCACAUAAAGUUUUGAUUGGGAGAAUAUUCUGUUCAUGUUUUAGUCAAUAUAGAUAUUUUGUGUUCUGUUAA